AUGAGACAGAUGGUUGAAUGUGAAAGUAUCACUGAAUUGGAUAUGCCAUCUUGCUUUGAAUGCGGAUAUAAUUUGCAUGCGGAAAAAAAUAAACCGCAGUUUAUUGGUGCUAUAAAUGCAGGUAGUCCAACCGAUCGGAGUAGUUUGCGACAAGGCGAUGGAGUUUUUAUCGUCAACGGACAUUGUGUCGUUGGCGAAGACACAAUACGGUAA
Messenger RNA from Acanthocheilonema viteae, 213 nucleotides. NCBI's taxonomy places the organism in Eukaryota, Metazoa, Nematoda, Chromadorea, Rhabditida, Onchocercidae. The record is from the annotation of a GenBank genome assembly.